AACCCGCGGGGGCCUAACGGCUCGCGAAGCGGCGAUCCGGAUCUGUCUGGUGUUACAGGGUGAUUGCUGCCCUCAGCUCCGCGUGGAGUAGUUCGGCGACCUCGACGUCCGGGUGCUGGGAGCGUCCGUCAUGAGGAGAAGUGAAGUGCUCGCAGAGGAGUCCAUACUAUGUCUCCAGAAAGCCCUGACUCACCUUCGGGAAAUAUGGGAAUUAAUUGGAAUUCCCGAGGACCAGCGGUUACAAAGAACUGAGGUUGUAAAGAAGCAUAUCAAGGACCUCCUGGAUAUGAUGAUUGCUGAAGAGGAAAGCCUGAAGGAAAGGCUCAUCAAAAGCAUAUCCAUCUGCCAAAAAGAGCUGAGUACCCUGUGCAGCGAGUUACACGUGGAGCCUUUCCAGGAAGAAGGAGAGCCGACUAUCUUGCAACUAGAAAAGGAUUUGCGUACUCAGGUAGAACUGAUGCGAAAACAGAAAAAGGAAAGAAAACAGGAACUGAAACGACUCCAAGACCAAGACCAAGAACUGUGUGAAGUUCUCUGCAUGCCCCACUAUGACAUCGACAGCGCCUCAGUCCCCAGCUUGGAGGAGCUGAACCAGUUCAGGCAGCACGUGGCAUCCUUGAGGGAAACAAAGGCGUCUAGGCGUGAGGAGUUUGUCAACACAAAGAGACAGAUCAUACUGUGUAUGGAAGAAUUAGAUCACACCCCAGACACAAGCUUCGAAAGAGAUGUCGUGUGUGAAGAUGAAGAUGCCUUCUGUUUAUCUUUGGAGAAUAUUGCAACACUACAGAAGUUGUUACUGCAGCUGGAAAUGCGAAAAUCACAGAAUGAAGCAGUGUGUGAGGGGCUGCGUGCUCAGAUCCAAGAGCUCUGGGACAGGUUGCAGAUUCCAGCAGAAGAGAGAGAAGCGGUGGCAAUGGUUAUGACUGGGUCAAAGGCCAAGGUCAAGAAAGCGCUGCAAUUAGAAGUGGAUCGUUUGGAAGAACUGAAAAUGCAAAACAUGAAGAAAGUGAUCGAGGCGAUUCGAGUGGAGCUGGCUCAGUACUGGGACAGGUGUUUUUACAGUCAGGAGCAGAGACAGGGUUUUGCCCCUUACUAUGAUGAGGACUACACAGAAAAUCUGCUCCAGCUCCACGAUGCUGAGAUUGUGCGGUUAAGAAACUACUACGAGAGUCACAAAGAACUCUUCGAAGGUGUGCAGAAGUGGGAAGAAAGCUGGAGGCUUUUCUUAGAGUUUGAGAGAAAAGCUUCAGAUCCAAGUCGAUUUACAAAUCGUGGAGGAAAUCUUCUAAAAGAGGAGAAGCAACGUGCCAAGCUCCAGAAAACACUUCCUAAGCUGGAAGAGGAACUGAAGGUGCAGAUUGAAAUGUGGGAACAGGAGCACACGAAGCCAUUUGUGGUGAACGGGCAGAAGUUCGUGGAGUAUGUGACAGCACAGUGGGAGAUGCACCGAUUAGAGAAAGAGCGAGCCAAGCAGGAGAGGCAACUGAAGAACAAGAAGCAGACGGAAACAGAGAUGCUGUAUGGCAGUGCACCCCGAACACCCAACAAGCGGCGAGGACUGGCACCCACCACGCCGGGCAAAGUGCGCAAGCUGAACACUACCACCAUAUCCAACGCCACGGCCAACAGCACCAUCCGGCCUGUGUUUGGGGGGACAGUUUACCGCUCCCCAGUGUCUCGACUUCCACCUUCUGGCAGCAAGCCAGUCCUCACUUCUACCUGUUCAGGGAAAAGAACCCCUCGUGCUGGCCGGCAUGGCGCCAACAAGGAGAACCUGGAGCUCAAUGGCAGCAUCCUGAGCGGUGGGUACCCCAGCUCGGCCCCCCUCCAGCGCAACUUCAGCAUUAAUUCUGUUGCCAGCACCUAUUCUGAGUUUGCGAAGGACCCGUCCCUCUCUGACAGCUCCGCUGUUGGGCUUCAGCGAGAACUUUCAAAGGCCUCCAAAUCUGAUGCUACUUCUGGAAUCCUCAAUUCAACCAACAUCCAGUUCUGAGAAGCCCUGAUCAAUCAGCUAACUGUGGCUUCCUAUGCCUGCCUAGACUGGACCUAAUUAUACAGGGUGGCUUGAAUUUUUCUUGGGGUUACGUGUGCUCAAAACCUUGGAGAGUUUCAUUACUGGGGGCCUAACUUACAGAUGAAAGUCCAUCAUAGGCUUAGUGGGUCCUUAGACAUUGGUAUUGACUCAAGAAAUACAUUAAACGUUAGUUCGUAGCAGUAAGUAGAAAUUUUGGCGUAUGGAACCUAAGCGCACUUGCUAAAGCACGAUGAAGGGCUUGUCUAUCACCAUCAUGUAAUCAAGGGAUUGACUCUGCUCAUCCUUGGGGUACGGGAUGGGAAAACAUUUUUCAGCUUGUACACUUGUUUAGCAAUUAACAUCUUUAUUGUUUAGGGAUGUUCAAGUAAUGCUGUAGCUACAAUAGCUUUGCUCUCACCUAAAGGCCUGUCCCCACCGCCCAGGACAGCCUUCCUCCUCACGAGGAUGUGUGUGUGUCAGCAGCUGAGAUGGCCUGACCUACACCACAGGUGACAGCUUGGGCUCCCCGGCGAAACUGCAGUGCUCUUAUAUGGUAUGAACACAUUUCCUGGUCUGAACUCUACUUAUUCACUUUUUCUCUCUGUCCAGUGUCCCGCCCCCAUCCCUGUGCACGCAGUCAGGUUGGGAGGCUGUUGGGGACAUCUACGCCUUUGCACAUGUCAGUCCUGGGGAGUCGUUCCUGCUGUAGUGUAGGCGCCCUCUUUCCCCACACUGUUGCUCACUACUGUGGUUCCAAAAGCACUAGUAUUUAUUCUUACUCCGCCUGUGACACGACUAGUGUCAGCACACUAAAUGCUUGUAAGAAGGUUAUCGGUAUGGACUACGGCUAAGUGUCAGCCAUGCUGUAUAGUCACAUGUAUACAUGUCCUGAUUUUAAAAUAUAAAUAUAUUGUUCAGAAUAAAUUAAAAUGUGUGUACUUACAUUUAAAAAGGA
Hipposideros armiger (great roundleaf bat) is the source of this 2969-nucleotide messenger RNA. It is a transcript of the gene PRC1, whose product is annotated as protein regulator of cytokinesis 1. The transcript has 15 exons. The coding region runs from base 131 to 1993 and encodes 620 amino acids. Gene Ontology annotation, cellular component: mitotic spindle midzone; cytoplasm; spindle. Gene Ontology annotation, biological process: mitotic spindle midzone assembly; microtubule cytoskeleton organization. Gene Ontology annotation, molecular function: microtubule binding. The record is from RefSeq and is a predicted model, not a curated record. NCBI's taxonomy places the organism in Eukaryota, Metazoa, Chordata, Mammalia, Chiroptera, Hipposideridae.